AUGCGCUUCAACUUGUUCCUUGCUGCCACGGGCUUAGCCAGCGCCGCAAUUACCACCUCCUACAGCUACGCCCGCGGCCUUGAUGCCGACUACCCUGAGCUUGAAGAGCGUGACGUAUUCUCAUCCAAGGAGGAGGCUAGUCACUUCCUACGAAGCCUCGAUGAGGACGAACUCAACGCCCUCUACCCGCAGGCGGAGGCGGAGCGUCUAGAGGAAGACGUCGUGCAGCAGAUAGAGGGAGACGUCGCGCGGCGUGAACGAAUCUCUAGCACAAGAAACCGCAAUCACGCCAGGAGAAGAGUCAGGGGCUACGAGGAGAAGUGCCCUGGCAUACCUUGA
Clonostachys byssicola is the source of this 339-nucleotide messenger RNA. The record is from the annotation of a GenBank genome assembly. Lineage: Eukaryota; Fungi; Ascomycota; Sordariomycetes; Hypocreales; Bionectriaceae.